AGAAAAAAAAAGAAGCAAGGUUGACUAACAAUGCCUGAUUGAGCUCAGUGUUGGUAAAAAUCCCAGGUGUAGGUGAUGACUACAACGUCGUGUUUGUACUUGCGCAAUGGUUCUCAUCCAUCUUUGUCUCAUUCCCGCAUGUGCACGUUAAGUGGCGCUGUCUGUCGCUUUUAUUUCUGCCACCAAAUGAAUUUGUGCAGGCCAAUAAGGCGUGUACAGACAAUGAACACAUAAAGAGCAAAGCAUUUGAUGAUACUCGAUACUCGCUCACUCCUCAGUCUUAGAAAAGACGUUCGAAAUAUUGGCACGAAGACUUGGUCAGAGAUUCUAAGCAGCAAGAACGAAUCAGCUUUUUCAUUAUUUUAUUUCAUAAGGAUAGUAAUAG
This is a messenger RNA of Lobosporangium transversale, 385 nucleotides long. RefSeq lists its product as hypothetical. The record is from RefSeq and is a predicted model, not a curated record. The transcript has a single exon. Lineage: Eukaryota; Fungi; Mortierellomycota; Mortierellomycetes; Mortierellales; Mortierellaceae. The coding region runs from base 76 to 234 and encodes 52 amino acids.